Messenger RNA from Pteropus alecto (black flying fox), 543 nucleotides. RefSeq names its product testis expressed 37 (gene SPMIP9). The record is from RefSeq and is a predicted model, not a curated record. NCBI's taxonomy places the organism in Eukaryota, Metazoa, Chordata, Mammalia, Chiroptera, Pteropodidae. The transcript has 3 exons. Gene Ontology annotation, cellular component: cytoplasm. The coding region runs from base 1 to 543 and encodes 180 amino acids.
AUGGCAGGUGUUGUGUACCCUAGACAGGCCCCUGUGGAUUUAGACAUGUACCAAAGCUCCUACAUGGUCAACUAUAAACCCUACGGGAAGCACAAAUACUCCAGGGUCACACCACAUGAGAAAGAGAAGCUGGACACCCAACUCCGGGAAAAAGAGUUUUAUAGGCCCAUCCGCGGCCCCAACCCCAAACUAGAGGAUGGAUACCCUGCCUUUAAAAGACCCUACAUGACCACCAAAGACCUGGGACACCCGGGCUUCUUCCCACCACCGGAGCGUGUGACCACAGGGGAGGAGGAAGGCAGGCUCACCAGCAUCUGCCCUUCCGUGUACCCAGUUUCUCAUGACCAGUACCUGCCCCAGGGCGAUCUGAACGGGGUCCACCAGAGUGCCGACUUUCCGUGCCUCUUGGAGCCGUUGCGCCAACCUGCUGCGGAGGCGGGCAAAGGCUACUUUCUACUGCCCGGCUGCGUCUGUCCGCAUCACCAUAUGGCCAAGGUCCCCGUCUUGAACCGAUGGGGGCCCCUGCUCCCAUUUUACCAGUAG